AUGGGCAGAACAGAGAAGGAUCUAAUUCCAACACGCUUAACGGUCACCAGCUUCGCUGGGGGAAUCACUAAGACUCAUGGAAUACUAGACGUACAUGUCAUAGUAGGGACCAAGAAGCUGAAGAUUGCCUUCUUUGUGGUAGACACCACUUCUACCACUUACAAUGCACUGCUUGGCAGAGAUUGGAUUCACCAGAGUCUAUGUGUUCCUCCCACUCUACACCAACAGUUGGCCCUCUAG
Prunus armeniaca (apricot) is the source of this 240-nucleotide messenger RNA. The record is from the annotation of a GenBank genome assembly. NCBI's taxonomy places the organism in Eukaryota, Viridiplantae, Streptophyta, Magnoliopsida, Rosales, Rosaceae.